AUGAAAUUUUCAAUAAUUAUUCCUGCUGUUAUUAUUGCAAUCAUUUUGAAUAUAAUGAAUGGAUUGGAUUUUUUUUUAAAUUUCUCUUCCAUUUAGUAAUAUGAGAAUUGUCAGUAUUUAGAUGUGGAUAUUAAGGGACCUGAAGAUAUGCAAUAAUAUAAUAGGACAACAAUUAUUGUUGGUUCAGGGAAUUUUUAAAAGCUUUAUGCCCAAAAUAGAAUAGAAUUAGAAUAAUAAGGAAUCUAUGCUAUAAUCAAUUCUGAUUAAUAGGAUUUUAAAAUUAUGCAAUUAUAAAUGAUUGGAUAUCCAAAGGAUGUGGCAUUAAACAUUCAUGGGAUUUACCUUAAAAAAUAAAACAACAGAGAUUAUUUGUUUUUGAUCAACCAUGCAUAUAAAUAUGGUGGUGAAAGGAUAGAAAUAUUUCAGGUAUCAGAACAAUUAGAUCUAACAUAUUAACAUUCUAUUUUAAUGGAACAACAAUAUAACGGAAUUUUGAAUGAUUUGAUUGUUAUUGAUAAAAAUAGAUUAUUAGCAACUAUGUCUAUGCCAUUGUCUGACCCUAUUGAAGGUAGAUCUUCGAUGUCAUUUUGGAACUUUGCUUAAACUUUAUUUAUAUUUUUAGCUGGACUUAAAUAAACCUAUGUUAUAGAUUGCAGAUUUGAAACUACUGAAGUAUUGAUACAUCCAUAAUGCAAAAAGCUAUAAGAAACAUCAGGAAAUAUGUUAAAUGGCAUAACAUGGAACAGACUUAACACAAUUUGGGUUGCAGAUUCUGCUUAAAAAGGGUUUAGUGAAUACUUAAUUAAAGGUGAAACUUUAGAAUUUUCAAGAUUUUUAUAAACAACAACUCGAAUAGAUAAUGUAGAAUUCCAAGAAGAAACAAAUACGAUCAUUUUUGGUUAAGGAUUACAAUUUUCUGGUUUUUUUUCAUUAUUAUCAUUUAUGAAAACAGUAGAUUUAUAAAGAGAUACUUAAUUUGAACAUUGGGGAUCUUUAAGUUAAUUUAAUUUGACAUCAAAUUCGUUUGAGGUACUUGUUUAAAGUAAGAAUCUAUCCAAGGGAAUUUCAGGAGGGUUAGCAAGUGGACAAAAUUUAUUCAUUGGAAGUUGGUGUGACAUCUCUGUUAUGGUUUGUUAAAAAAAAAAGGAAUAAUAUUAGUGA
Messenger RNA from Paramecium octaurelia, 1161 nucleotides. Lineage: Eukaryota; Ciliophora; Oligohymenophorea; Peniculida; Parameciidae. The record is from the annotation of a GenBank genome assembly.